Molecule: messenger RNA, 1801 nt
Organism: Aaosphaeria arxii CBS 175.79
Lineage: Eukaryota; Fungi; Ascomycota; Dothideomycetes; Pleosporales
Exons: 1
Coding region: 139-1458 (439 amino acids)
Biological process (GO): tRNA wobble uridine modification
Cellular component (GO): nucleus; elongator holoenzyme complex; cytosol
Molecular function (GO): tRNA binding
Source: RefSeq, a predicted model, not a curated record
CACCUAAACCUUCCAACCUUUUCCCUUUACCACACACUUGCAAUCAGAACUUGACUAUCAAAUUGCAAACUCUCAUUCUCAGACCAAUUCCAAAACUUUCUCUUUCUUCUCCUCUCAUUCUCUUUCCUUCGAUUCAAAAUGGCACCUACUGAGGUCGAUCAUUGCAUUAGCCCCAAGACUCUCGAUUUCCUCAUCGAAGCAGCCGGCCUCCACGUACAGGCCUCAACCGACAAGAAAACCAUUGUUCCUGAAUGGUGCCUUGACCAUCAGCAGCCUAGGCCUGGAAAGCUCCUCAUCAAACCAAUUCACGAGCCUGCUCACCGAGUCAUCAAGCUUUGUGGCAGAGACGACUCCUCCUGGAUUCGAAAGAACAAUCGCUAUUACAGCGGCGUUCGCAAGCCAGCACCCUCUGUCACUUCCAAAAGAACCGGCAUGGCGAAGAAUCUUAGUGUCGCGCAGUACCAGCGCCAUUUGGUGCAUCUCAUGAUGCGAAUUUUCGCCUUGCGCACCGGAGCUUCGCCUUUUACCCUCAUCCUGGACGACCUCAACCAAGGUUCAAAGACGCUUCUUGAUGAACUCUUUCGCCGCGCCAUGUCUCGCAACAUCAACAUCGUCUAUCUCACCUUUGACCAAGCUGUCAAGCCCCACCCGUACAUCCGCCACAUCCCAAUCUAUCAUGAUGUCACUGGUGAUCAGGUUCUCGCCGAAAUCGAUCGCGCCAUGAAGGAUUUCCACACCAGCAUUGUUAUCGUCGACUCUCUUCACGAUCUCCUCAACCACAAAAAAGUUGAAAUGGCUGCACUUCUCAACCUCGUUGCCGUUAAAUACAGCUCCAUGCUUUUUGGUAUCUGGCACCAAGAUGUGCUCCCAGCUACCGCUGAAGCCGACGCAUACACACCACAGACACUCGAUGUUAUCAAGUACAUGGCCACUACUAUCAUCACCUGCAAAUCAUUCGCCCACAUGCUUGCAAUUAAAGCUGCAAAAGAACGCAGUCUUCCAGAACCAACGCACGGCCUCCUUCAAGGUGCGGAAGGCAUCGUCCAGUGCCUCGAAGCCAACGACAUCCGCGGCAUCGUACUUGAAGCUGAAUUUCGUCGAAAGUCUGGUCGUCCUGAAUCCGGAACUUACUUUCUACGUCCGUCUCGCCAAAGCGACUACAAUGCUCCGCUCCCUGGCAUGUUUCUCGGUACUCUCAAGCAGGAAUUUGUCACUCUCCUUGACCUCGUCCCAUCCUACGCCAGCAAAGAGGUCACCGAUAUGGUUAAAGCUGCUGCCGAAGAGAUUCAGUCCACGUUCGACCUUGGUUUGACCGAAAAGCAGAAGCAAGCUCGUGACGGUGUGGUGCUUCCGUACUACGACGCACAAAAGUCAAUGGGCGAUGCUGGCGAGGGUGGUCGCAUCCUUUACGACAUGGGCUCUGAGGAUGACUUUGACGAAGAAGAAGACGAGAUAUGAGCUGUUUGUGUUAUUCAUUGGCACUUACUCUCACAGCAGCGCUUCUACUCGACACCAUCACUUCAAUGGCACUUGGCUGGCACUCAUGGUUUACGAAUUCCUUCUUUCCACGGACCUGGAUAUACCCUUUCAUGAGAGAAUGGCCUCAUGAUCAAAACACCCCCUGGCGUUUGUGCUUGAUUUUCAUUCCUCUUUCCCUACUACCCUCCCUGAUCUCACUACAGUGCGCAUGCUCCCAUUGGCUGGAUGUGCACUUUUGAUUUCUGAUGGUGGAGGUUUCUGGUUCAUCGGAUUAUACUGGAAGCUUUCGUUUUUGCCUUUACUUCGUGUAUUUAGAUGAUAG